Molecule: messenger RNA, 6210 nt
Organism: Hyalella azteca
Lineage: Eukaryota; Metazoa; Arthropoda; Malacostraca; Amphipoda; Hyalellidae
Exons: 10
Coding region: 154-6042 (1962 amino acids)
Source: RefSeq, a predicted model, not a curated record
CCACAAGUAUGAAUGAUUCAUUGCUAAAGUCAUUUAAUCUUCAUUAGGACAUUAUGGAUAUGUUCGACAUGAAGUUAUAAUAAUUUUGUACACUAUUUGUCACUUGUGUCAUGUGUCAAAUUUUGCUAGGUACCGUAUCUCUAAUCUCUAAUAAUGGAAAUGAAACGGAAUUUGCCUCCAUUAAUUGAUUCAGAUCUUGAGGGUGAACUCCAUUUGGUCUUGAGUGGUGCAUCAGUCACUCCUUGCCUGGAUCCUCACCUGAGUCUUGCUGUCACAGGAGUGUGGUAUGGUGACCCAGAAGCCUUUGUAUGCAGAAUUGUCAGUGCUCAAGAAAGUGGCAAAAUUUCCUUUGGAGUAGUCUGUGAUGGCCCUGCUUUCCGCCAGUACCUAUUGGAUGCAAAGAGAUUAGUCCUUACCUUACAUACAAUUGAGACACAAGAAUGUAAUGCAGUUGAUAAUGAUGAUUUUCUCCACACAAAUUCUCAGGCUACAAAAGUGUUGGAACCUUUGCAAUUUGACAAAAAUGCUUCUGUUUAUCAUGUUUUGAAGCCAGUUAACCUGAGUCCCUCAAAGAGGCCGCAAAAACAGAGCCCAACAAAGCGGUCAACAGGAAGAUCCGUCUCUACCGUGACUGCCGCUGCGGACCUCCCAAAUUAUCUGCAUGGCACACCUCGUCAUCGGUUACUGGAGAAACGCCGCACCUCAUGGCAGCCUGGUGAAGAAGUUGGUCAAGUUGUUGUUGCGAACCUCAAACUGAACUCUAGAGGCGAGCUGGUGCGUAUAUGUGACAUCAUAAAUCUUUUUGGUGAUCACCGUGGCACACUGGAUGUAACUAUGGUCUAUUAUGAAAAUAUUUUACAGUCGUACACACUUUUGGAUGAAGUAACCAAUUUAAAGUCUGGUGUAGUUCAGCAGUGGGAUCGAAACUCGAGCUAUAAUUACUCUCCAACUGAAAACAAAGAAAAUGAAUGUGAUGGGCUAAGAGAAGCCAAGCUGACAAAGGUUUCUCAGACGCAUGUGCUGGAUGAUCUGACUGAAGUGUCGUCCAUGGGAAGAGAUUUCGGCUCAGAUGAGAAGGAACUGCUGCACAACGAGAGACCAGCGUCGGAAAAUGAGCCUGACAAAUGUCACUCUUCAAACGUCUCACUUACGGAUGAGAGCGUUUUGGAUUAUCUGAGACAACUUGACCCCAAAGCUUUGGUUGAGUGUGGAGCUUUAAGGCAAGCUGAUCUUCCCAAGUUCCUGAAACUGAUUCAAGAUUGCACUAUUGAUGACAAUGCUUCUUUAGCUUCCAAUGCUUGUGCACCUGCAUCUGACCCUGAGCUCAUUGUUAAUCCCGAUAUCAAAGAUUAUGACUCACCAAUUCAUGGUAAGAAUGUUGAUGGCAACAUUCCCGAGACUGUUUCUUCUGAUGUGGAAAAAACAAAGUCAAGACAUAACUUGUUUGGAUCUUUGCGCGAAAGGAAUACUUCUAAGUUGUAUUUGAAUCAGGUUGCACAAUCAGCUGAUGCACAUGUGUCAGAAAAGGCCAAUGUUUUUUGCUCCGAGCCCAGCGUUAUUUCGUUGCCAUCUGGCGUGUGGCCGCUGGAGGACUGCAACGAUUUUUCUGCUCCUUUUCGCGGUGCUGAGAAGAGCGUUUUGAGCGACAGAGAGAGAUGUAAAGCUGACAAAUUCCAUGCAAUUAGAUCUGAAUAUGGCGGUGAAAAUGUAUCCAGCAAUAUGCCAGGUCAAUCACUCGUGAAUCCGCGUAUGGAUGAGGGUGAAAUUUGCUAUUUGCAACAGGGAAAGUCACUGGAUUUGCUAUCCAAGUUGAAAUACAAAGCAUUUACUCCCGAAGGCGAGGAAGUUGUUAUGGACGGGCGCAGCAUUGCACGCUUGACAAAAAAUAUGUCAGACUCCAUCAACGGCGAUCAAUCGGCGCAAAACAACAAUGAUGUCGGUUAUAAGUCAUGUGGUUCAGAAUUUCCAAGUCAUGAAAUCGCAGGAACUCCAGGAGUUUCCGGGAACCGUCGAAAAUUUCGUGCUUUAGAAAAGCAACAUCUUGAUUUUCCCGAAGCUGUGAAAACCGUAGAAAUGAAUUCCCGAAAUUGCCCCAUACUAAUCAAUUCAUCUGAUGUAAGUGCGUCGGCUGGGGAGAGACCUAUGUUAUCAGAUAUUUGCGAUAAUUCUGAUAACAAAAGUGACAUUUCUGCUGCAUCGGAUGAAACUUACACCACAUCUACGCUCAACAAUAUAAAUGAUUCAUCGGAAAGGGCAAGCCCCGGCAGCGUGUUGCUUGUUGAGGUGAAAGAACUAACGCUACGCGGCGCCCUGUCCAGACAGCCUACAUCUGCAGCGUCUUGCCUCAAAGGCGUGAAAAAGCGCAGCAGCGUUUGCAUCCUGACAUCGUUAACGGUGACCGCCCCCGCCUCCCCGCACCCUGCUGGUGGAGAAGACCUGAGUCUUGGUGGACGAGACGUGCUCACGACUGACAAUGGUCCUACAGUCACUGACGAUGGCAGGCAGACUAUCACACUUGCUUCACGUCACCUCGAGUAUAAUAAGGUCCGCUACGACGCUGUCCAGGCAUUCGGCCUUGCUGGGCUCUGGGAUCCUGGUCAGCUGCAGAAAGUCUCGCUGCACAUCAAAGUUUACCGACGUGUUCUGGGCCAGCAGAAGAGUGAGGAGCUGUGUGGCGCAGAGCUGUCCCUGUGGGACGUGUAUCGUCUGGUACAUGGUCACCUCAUCGUCCCUCUUGCUCCUGCUUAUCUCCACCACUCGCCUUCCAGGAGCUUGCGUUUUCCCUCACCUUCCAGUGCGCGGUGUGGUCCUGGAAUAUCCCGUGCGUUUCCCGACUCGACUUCGAGACAAGAUUCUUCCAGACGCAUAAGUGGGGGAGAAAAGAUUUCAGUGAAGAGCCCUAAAAAGAAGCGAGUUACAGAUGAGAAUAUAAACCUCGUGUCAAAAAGACUGAUAUCAGGAAAUGUUCGAAGUACCAAGGCAGAUCGUGAUGUACCAAGUGUCGGCGGAUUGGCGCAUCAAGGCCGUGGCUCCAAUGUUGCCCGUAGUAACAAAUGCAGUAAGAACAAAUUACCUGGUAAUGGAAGUGCCGUUUCUGGAGAAAUUUGCAUUUUCUUGAAACUGUUUCUAAAUGAACAGUAUGGGAAUGAGCUACGCAACAGCAUCAUAGAAGAUCCAUUAGUUCUUGCAUCAUUUGUCAAACGCGAAGCCCUCAACAAUAAGGAAUUGGAAGAUUCCGACGAAUCUGACGUAGUCACUGUACUGCCUAACUUGGACCGUCAUGGAACGACCAGAUUACUUGAUCAAGUAACUGGUCAGUACCUCGCCACCAAGAUAGAUGCACACGAAACGGAACAUCACUCCAACUCCGGUGAUUUUGUGCCAUCUUGUCCCACUGACUCCGGACAGUUCGAGAGCACGUCAGGUCGACCGUUCAUUCCCUUGGUGUCGGAUAUUCCUCUACCUAUAAACGUGAUGCUUUCAGCUCCCAAGAUUAUGCCAUCCCGAGAAUCUAGAGAUAAACGGGAGAUCGAAGCCAGCAACGACUCAGAAACCGCAUUGGUGAAAGAAAGUGAAUCAUCAAGUCGUUGUAAAGAUUCGACCGUGCAAUCAAUGCAAAACCGAUUUGAUACCUCAGCUGAACAAAUUUGUAAUAAAAAAUACAGGGUUUCAGAUAAUCCUGCGUCUAUUAACUGUCUCCAGAACACGGCCAACGAUCCGUCCGUGUCUUUCAUUCAAACCCUGAGCCGACAACAUUACUUGAGCACGGAAUAUUUCAUCAGAAUCCACGUAGAAAUAUUAGAGGCCAAGGACCUUGUUAGUGCCCGUAUGACAGAUGAUGGAAGGGCCAUGCCUCCUACGUACGUCAAGGCCACCUUCUUUGGCAAGAAUUUGACGACUGGGAUUAGCGACCCAACAUCCUGCCCUGUGUGGAAUUUCGCCACCGACAUCGUCGUGUCCUCGUUCGAGAUCAGCGACGUAUCUUCGAGCAUGAUCGUGUUGCGCGUGUACGAGAGGCGGCAGGAGGCAGGCAAUCCGCUGAUCGGUUGCCUGGCACUGCAGCCGCCCACGCCCUUCUGGCCAGGCCAGGUGUCGCUCUGUGGCUGGUAUCCCUUGCUCAAUAUGAGGGGUCGGCUGGCGGGGCACGUCAAGCUUUCAUUAACCAUUGUGGAGUCGUUGUUGAGUGACGCCGGGAGCUCGUCAGGCGCAGGUUCGACCCCGCGGCGGAGUGAUCACCCAGGGCUCCCAGAUCAGCCAGCAGCCGUACGCGAUGUUUCUAAGUCAGACAGAGAUUUCGAAAAUGAUACCUGCAGUGACUAUCAAGGAACAUCUCGUUUGACCAAUGAUCGUUCGCAAACACAGCCCGAACGGCAUUCGAAAGUUACGUCCAUUAAUACACGCUACAAAUCUGUGAAUUCUGAAAUGCCGCACCCGAGCUGUAUAAUGAAGUUCGAUUGUCGGACUAAAAAUCAGGGCAGCAAUGGCAGCACGCAGUACUUUCGUAAUCAGUAUUCUGAAGUGGACAGUUCUGAACCUGAAGCAAUUUCGGUGAAAAAUUAUAUACCUAUCGUGGAGACCCAAGCUGAUCCCAUCUACCCUCCUCCUGCCAGUUACGCGGACCACCAAUACAACGAGGAGAAUAUUGGAGUCGUCAGUGAAACCAGCAACUGGACUCCCAAUGUUGCUAGGUACAUGGACAGUCUGCCAUAUGAUGCUGAUGGAAUUACGAUUUCUUUCACUAAUGACGAUCUAAGAUUUAAAGAAUCAAUAAGUGACCCAGACUAUAUCUCGGACCUUGAACGUGUAACUGCUCAUAGAAAUGGAAGCCGUCAUUCAAAUACGUUCAUGGCGAGUGGACAAAGCGUUGGUUCAUCCAGGAAUAACCUGGCAUCACUUUCUUUAGUGUCAAAAAGCCAAUACCCCGCAAAUUACUUGAAUUCCACCCAUACAUUUACUUCAAUGGAUUUUACGACCACUGUCGUUGUACCGUCUGGUAUUUGUUACCCUGAUAUUUCCGACACUGCCUCGCCCGGUCAAACUGCCGUUUGUAAACAAAGAUGUUCUGGGCUUGCUAAUCAAUCAGUUAUUUCUGGUUCUCAAAAGCUCAUAUUUUCCGAUCGUCUUCAUUAUUCUUCUACAAGUGAUCAUCAAUCGGAAAAUUUUGACUUGAAUUUUUGUAGGGAACGAGACGCUGAAGUGAUGUUUCGCAAGGUUCCAUUGUCUCCGGUAUCGUGUCUGAAAACUGUGGAUAGCCCUCGCAUGCUCUCCAAGAAAGUGCAGUUUGCCGACGAGCCGGACUUCUCUGCAAAUCUGGUGUCAAUUAUUAACUCUCACCGUUCCGAUGAACUACAACAGCGACGACUUACUGAUGUUGUUGCUAACGAAUACCUUUCAGACAAUCUUGCUUCGAAUUUUUCCGGCCGAGGAUCGCCAGUAAUGGUUUCAAGAAAUUUCUGUGAAAGCGAUAGAAGUCGUGACUAUAUGAACAUUACAGAACUUCCUAAAUCGGCUCGUGAGCCAGAAAAGGUAAAUAACUCGAAUGUUUCAGAGAGAACUGUCAGAAUAAAUCCACUUUUGGAAUCAUUGUCAUGGAUGAAUUUAGCGAGAGACAAUGAUAGUCCGUGCGUUUCGUACAUAGAUUCUUCGAAACGUUCAUCUCUGCGGUCUCGAGAGGAACGCGUUCUUGCCUCCAGUUGUCCAGUCAUGAACUCGGAUGGGGAAAUUGUUACUCCAACCUUUGAGAAUAACGCGUUCAUGCAUAAAGAUCAAUCACCUACCUCUUCAAAAUUAGUUGUUCAAAAUAACCAAGAUUUGUUUAGAGAGAAAGGCGACGCCGGAAGAAGCGAGUGCCGCUCCGUAUCUUCGGACACGAAUAAAAAAUGUUCAAUCCUGCCUGACUAUUCUUCACAGGAAAGUGAGAACCUAAGUUCACCCCUACAAAAGCCACAGUCCACAGGUGUUCUGCAUCCAACCCAGGCUCGCCAAAACGUUUCUAAGUGCAGACUGGCUGCAAAUUUUUCAUUUAAGAAACAGCCGAGAUGAGAGCCAUCCCCAGGUAUGAAAAUAUCACCGUGCCUAAACGAAUCUCGCCUACAAACUAUCGUUGUACUAAUUUUUCGUCGAUGUAACUUCUAUUUGGUUCACAUAUAUAUUUUUGUACGUUUGCAUUACUUCUGAUUAGUUGUUGAAUAAAGGAAAAAGUUGCUAAUC